UCUUCGCUCAAAACAAGAGAGGAGACCAAAGAGGAACAAUUGCCGAAACGACGAGGAGUAGAACGGGUGAGAAGAGGACUUGAGUCAACAUCAACCGCCAGAUCCCGAUCGGAUGGCGCGGGUCGCAGCCAGCUGUGUUGCCCUGCUGGCACAAAGGAGAGGAUUGUCCGCGGCGAUAACCGCGGCGGAAGGAUCCGCCAAGACCAUCGACGACAAGGCGGUGAAGCUCGGCACGGCGGCGAAGGACGUCGCGACGGCGACGGCGACCACGACGGAGGAGAAGACGGCGUUCUGGGAGCCGGACCCGGACACCGGCUACUACCGGCCGGUGACCGGCACCAAGGAGGUGGACGCCGCCGACCUCCGCGCCGAGAUGCUGAAGCAGAGGAUGCUCCAUGACUGAUGCAGAAUGGGGGGUUUACCCGUCCUUUGAGAUUCGUGCCGACGGUAUGCGUAUGUAUGGGCCGUUGGAUGCGACCCCGGUUCGUCUGUGAAAAAAAAAUUGUGCACGUUGUACCAGUAUACUAACACCCAAUUUCAUGCAUUUUGCAUGGCUUAGUUGUUACCUGACACAAUACAGAUUUCAUCCAAAAAAAAAUAUAUAUAUUACAUAAUUUAACUGCUCACAAGCAGGAUUUAUAUA
Oryza sativa Japonica Group (Japanese rice) is the source of this 643-nucleotide messenger RNA. Its product is annotated as protein SENESCENCE-ASSOCIATED GENE 21, mitochondrial. The record is from RefSeq and is a predicted model, not a curated record. Lineage: Eukaryota; Viridiplantae; Streptophyta; Magnoliopsida; Poales; Poaceae. Gene Ontology annotation, biological process: response to stress. Gene Ontology annotation, cellular component: mitochondrion.